UUUUCACAAGGCAAUAAAAAAUGUAGACGUGAUCUGGCCGUAUCGACCUCCUAUUGCAUUGUUUGAAGGCGUUAAUUAAAUAAGAAGAAGAAGAUGGUCGAAAACAUUGCUGUUUGUGCAACAUUAUUGUUGAAAGAUAUAAGUUCGGAAAGUGAUUCGAGUUCUGAUGAAGAAUGGGAUUUAUUAAGAAAGGAAAAACGGAAACGCAUCUUACGUCCUCGUAUACAAAAUGUGGAACUUGUAAUUGAAAUGUAUUCAAACGAAGACUUUAAAAGUCAUUUUAGAUUGAAACGAGCAACGUUUGAAUAUAUAUUAUAUAUAAUUUCGGAAGAUCUUGUGCGGAGGACAAAAGGAUGUGAAACAAUUUCACCGAGAAAACAAUUUUUUAUUGCCUUGUGGAAAAUGGCUACAAUGGAUUCGUAUAGAUCUAUCUGCGAUCGCUUCAAUGUAGGAAGAGCUACAGGUUUGAGAGCUGUUAGGAGGGUAACACGAGCACUGUUUAAAAGAGCUCAUCAAUUUAUAUCAUGGCCAUCAGGUGAAGAAGCACAAGCAGUAAUAAAUAAAUUUAAAGAAAAUAGUAAGUUCCCUAACACAAUUGGUGCUAUAGAUGGAACGCACAUACAAAUAGUAGCACCUAAAGAAAACGCAGUAGAUUACAUCAACCGAAAAGGGUAUCACUCUAUUCAGCUUCAGGUUGUGUGUGAUUAUAAAGCACUUAUAACUCAUUGUUAUGUGGGUCAUCCUGGUUCUGUGCACGAUCAGAGAAUAUUUAGACAAUCAGAAGUGGCAACAUAUCUGAAUAAUGAAGAAAAGUUUCCAUCAGACAGUCAUUUAGUAGGAGAUUCUGCCUAUGCAUUACACGAACAUUUACUAGUACCAUAUAAAGAUAAUGGACAUUUGAGUGCUGCCCAAAAGCAUUAUAAUUUUUGUCAAUCCUCUGCACGAGUAGUAGUUGAAAGGUGUUUUGCUUUAUUAAAAGGACGAUUGAGAAGUUUGUUGCAUUGCUUGCCUAUGACCAGAAUUGAUCUCAUGGCUGAAUAUAUAGUUGCAUGCUGUGUUAUUCACAAUAUUUGUAUACUGAAUAGAGAUGAACUCGAAAUAAUACCGUUAAUAUCAGCUUCAGAUACUUCAGCACAAGAUCAUAUUGAUCAAAGGCAAGCAAAUAAUAAUGGAGUUUAUAAAAGAAACAUGAUUAUGAAUAUGUUACAAAGAGAAUUUAAUUAA
Molecule: messenger RNA, 1224 nt
Organism: Cyphomyrmex costatus
Lineage: Eukaryota; Metazoa; Arthropoda; Insecta; Hymenoptera; Formicidae
Product: putative nuclease HARBI1
Exons: 4
Coding region: 94-1224 (376 amino acids)
Source: RefSeq, a predicted model, not a curated record